GCUGUUUGCCAUUACUGGUCAACGCUCACCGGGACGGUCAGUCUGGGAUCGAUUUCGUCUUCGACGACGAAGGCAGCUUUCCUACACUGCCGUUUCUUCAUGUUUUCAAUGCGUUCGUCCUCGUGUUCGGGCUUGAAGGCGCCGUGUCUCCUACGGAAUCUGCACUCGAAGCGCUCCACUUUCUGUCGAGUAGCCCGACAAAUUUCCUGCGCGUCGGUGUCUCGCAAGAGCUGGCGGCAUCUCCGACAGCCACAGUCGGAGAAUUCUUGCUUGAGUGCGUCUCCGCAAGCUUCGACUACGUCCUCAAAGAAGUCUGCCUCUUCUCCCCGCAUAGCUUAAGGCCCUUCACUCCAAAAAGCACAACGACAAGAUUGUUGAAACAUUAUUUGGAAGCAUGAGGUCUAGUUCUGCAAUUAUGUAUGGUCUGAAAAGCUCUAAACAAAAAUGUGAACCGCUUGGUUUGUCAGGCGAUGUGGCGCACGCUCUGCAUCUGUCUUGAUACGGCGGCGAUCAACGGCGAAAUUUUUCUCGAAUUGUGCAAUAACGACUGUCGUUUUCCAGUUGCGAUCGCGCGCAUGGUUGUAAGACUGGAACCUUGCAUAGCUCGUCCACUCUCGGAAUUGUGGAUCGCUAAGUACAACCUAAGAGCAGCAGAUGCCGUGGCUCUGAAAGUUAGGGAUUCAAUUUCAGAAAGUGAAGCUUGAAUUUGUCCUACUCCUAUUGAUUUGCUUCUGGUCGUUGUAAAGAAGCUUUAUUGAUAAAUGGAGAAGGAGGUAGGUGAACGAGACCACAAAGGGUUUCGAUGUGUCUUCUCUAACACACCAAAGACACGCGCAGCUGACGAGACGGGCGCUCUGCAUGACCUGUUUGAGUUCAAGCGGCGCCUAGCAAUGGCGUUUGUCGAUGAAGAGAUGCUUGACAAGAUGCUUCGUUGCGCAGAGACCCUUUUCGAAGAAGCUUUUGUAGGAGAGUCGGACGACGAAUUGGUCGGAGGGGGUGCAAAUUCUUUAGGCUUCAUGAACCUCGAAGAGCUUGGGAGUGGCGCUGCAGCAUCAAAGGCGAUGCUCACUGUACGGCAUAAAGAGUGAUGAAGAUGCAAUGUUUUCAGCAUAACAACAUUAACUACUCAAUCCGCUUGAGAAUGCAGCUAAACCCUGCGGAUGGCGGAUCACAUCCUAAUCCCAAUCCUAAGUACAAAAUGGAGGUAAAGAACAAAAAGUAAAUACGGUACGUCUUCUAACGAUUGCGCGACGAACUGAGGAGUUUCGAGUUCUGCUCUCAUGCCUUUGCCGUUGCAUCUCCGAGAUGGGAGGGAUUUUGACGGAUCCGCGCUAUGUCGUGUGGGCUACGAGCAAACACCGCAAGUUUUUUGAGCGGCUAAAGCGACAUCUGAUUUUGCAGGGCGGGUCUAUCGCAGACUUCGCACAUGAAAAGCUCUAUUGUUCGGAAAAAAUCUCCGCAUGGGACUCUGUUUUCACGGAAACGCUGGACGCUUUGCUCGCAUUGAAACUCCUGCAUCCGGAAACGGUGAUGACUGGCAGUCUCAUCCAAGAGCCAGGCGGCCAGGGGGCUGGCGACGAAGCCGCGGACCUGUUGCUUGGAGGUCUAGGGCUUGGCUACGCCGCUUCUGGCCCGGCCUUCUCCGUGUCUGGACGGACCUGGCCGCGCGC
Molecule: messenger RNA, 1670 nt
Organism: Amoebophrya sp. A25
Lineage: Eukaryota; Dinophyceae; Syndiniales; Amoebophryaceae
Source: the annotation of a GenBank genome assembly